GGCUCGGCUCGGCUCGGUUCGGGCGUCCCGGUUCGGCCCGGCUCGGCCCGGCCCACCAUGAACCGCUUCAAGGCGUCCAAGCUGCGGCACACCGAGGCCCGGCUGCCCCGCAGGGAGGCCUGGAUUGGGGGUCUCCGAGCUGGCUCCGUCGCGUCCUGCGGGAACCACGUGAAGGCCAGCUGCCACUGGGUAGUGUUCAGCGCCGAGGCGACCGGUGUGCUGGGCAUCGUGCCGCUGGAGGGCAAGGAUGGAGGCAAGAGGACCGUGUCUCAGCUCUGCUGCCACUCAGACGUGGUGACAGACUUUGACUUCUCACCGUUCGAUCAGCUCCUGCUGGCCACGGGCUCCGCUGACGAGACGGUGAAGGUUUGGCGCCUGCCCGAGAGCGGCCAGGACCUGCCCAGCGGCGCGGGGCUGACGCUGGGGCCCGGCGGGGGCCCGGUGGACGUGCUGCAGUUCCACCCCACGGCGGACGGCGUCCUGGCCAGCGGCGCGGGGAAGCGAGUCACCGUCUGGGACGUGGGGCAGCAGCAGCCGCUGGCAGCACUGGAAUCUCACGGGGACCAGCUGCAGAGCCUGUCGUGGAAGCGAGACGGCCGCCUCCUGGGCACCUCCUGCAAGGACAAGAAGCUGCGGAUCUUUGACCCCCGAGCCAGCCCGGCUGCAUCCCAGAGCGUCCCGGGACAUGAGAACAACAAGGACUCCCGGCUGCUCUGGAUGGGCGCCAGCGAUUGCCUCAUCUCCGUGGGGUUCAGCCAGAUGCGCGAGCGGGAGGUGAAGCUCUGGGACACGCGGAAGUUCGGCGGCGCGACUUUCACCUUGACGCUGGACACCUCGCCCGGGGCCAUGAUCCCGCUGUUCGACGCCGACACGGGGCUGCUGGUCCUGGGGGGGAAGGGAGAAAACCUCCUGCACUGCUUCGAGGCGACGCCGGCACAGCCCGCGCUCACCCAAGUCACCCAGUGCCUGACCGAGGGGCGCACGCGGGGCCUGGCCGCCGUCCCCCGCCUGGCCCUGGACGUCAUGGCCUGCGAGGUGCUCCGCGUCCUGCAGCUCACCGACACCUUCCUCGUCCCCGUCAGCUACGUCGUGCCCCGCAAGUCUGUCCAGGAGUUCCACGAGGAUCUGUUCCCCGACUGCGCCGGGGUGCUGCCGGCCACAGGUGCCCAGGCCUGGUGGGCAGGGGACAGCCAGCAGGUGGGGAAGGUGAGCCUGCACCCGGCACGCAGACCCACGCAGACCUUCCGCUCCCCGGUCAUCGCCGCCGCGGCGCCCGGCACCCCGCUGCCCGACGAUGGCCCCGCCGACACCGACCGCAGCGAGGGCAGCGGCUACUCCUCGCCCUCCGGCUCGCUGGCCUCGCCGAGCAGCGCCGCCACCUCGCUCUCUGCCAGCACCGGCCCCUCCAGCGGCUUCGUCAGCAGCCCCAGCCAGAAGUCUCUGCAGAGCAUUUUGGGGCCCAGCUCCCGAUUCCGGCACGCGCAGGGCGCGGUGCUGCACCGCGACACCCACAUCACCAACCUGCGGGGGCUGAGCCUCACCACGCCGGGCGAGAGCGACGGCUUCUGCGCCAACCACGAGCGCGUCGCCCUCCCGCUGCUCUCCGCUGGCGGCCAGAUCGCCGUCCUCGAGCUCUCCAAGCCGGGCCGCCUCCCCGACACCGCCGUGCCCACCAUCCAGAACGGCACGGCGGUGGCCGACCUCUGCUGGGACCCCUUUGACCCCCGGCGCCUCGCUGUUGCGGGCGAAGAUGCCAAGAUCCGGCUGUGGCGGGUCCCCGAAGGCGGGCUGCAGGACACGCUGCGGGAGCCCGAGGCUGUGCUGCAAGGGCACACGGAGAAGAUCUACUCCAUCCGCUUCCACCCCAUGGCGGCUGACCUCCUCGUCUCCUCCUCCUACGACAUGACGGUGCGGAUAUGGGAGCUGGGCGCCGGGCAGGAGGUGCUGUGCCUGCAGGGACACACGGACCAGAUCUUCAGCUUGGCCUGGAGCCCCGAUGGGAGGCAGCUGGCGACAGCGAGCAAGGACGGCCGGCUGCGGCUCUACGAGCCCCGGCGCAGCCCCCAGCCCCAGCAGGAGGGCCCAGGCCCCGAGGGGGGCCGCGGGGCGCGCGUGGUCUGGGUGUGUGGAGGCGACUUGCUCCUCGUGUCCGGCUUCGACAGCCGCAGCGAGCGGAGGAUCCUCCUGUACCGGGCGCAGGCCCUGUCUGAUGGGCCCCUCUCCGUCCUCGGCCUCGACGUGGCCCCAUCCACCCUCCUGCCCUUCUAUGACGAGGACACCGGCGUCGUCUUCCUCACUGGCAAGGGUGACACCAGAGUGUUCCUCUACGAGGUGACCCCCGAGCCACCCUACUUCCUCGAGUGCAACAGCUUCACCUCCAGCGAUCCCCACAAGGGCUUCGUCUUCCUGCGCAAGACGGCGUGCGACGUGCGGGAGGUGGAGUUCGCCCGAGCGCUGCGGCUGGGGCAGGGCGCCCUCGAGCCCGUGGCUUUCCGCGUGCCUCGCGUCAAGAAGGAGUAUUUCCAGGACGACAUCUUCCCUCCGACCCGCGUAUGGUGGGAGCCGUCCCUCAGCGCCGGCGCCUGGCUGGCAGGGGCGGACGGGCAGCACCGCCGCGCCGACCUCCGGCCCGCCAACAUGACGCCAGUGAGCCAGGCCCCGAAGGAGCAGCCGGCGCGGAAGUUUGUCCCUGCGGCCGUGUACCUGGGGGAGAAGACGGACGAGCAGAAGAAGGAGGAGCCCCGUCCCCACCGCACUGCUUGCCCCAAAGCUCCUCAGCGCCAUGGUGGCCCGGCUGGGCAGCCGCCACGACCCGCUGCCGCAGGACUCCUUCGAGGGCGUGGAUGAGGCCGAGUGGGACUGAUCCGCGCCCGGAGCCCACGGCUCCCCACGGACCCCGGGCUCUCCGGAGCGG
This is a messenger RNA of Oxyura jamaicensis (ruddy duck), 2914 nucleotides long. RefSeq names its product coronin 7 (gene CORO7). The transcript has 29 exons. Gene Ontology annotation, molecular function: protein binding. The record is from RefSeq and is a predicted model, not a curated record. Lineage: Eukaryota; Metazoa; Chordata; Aves; Anseriformes; Anatidae. The coding region runs from base 58 to 2847 and encodes 929 amino acids.